AGCCCAGCCGUUCUCCCGUCACCCGCCCCGACCGACGAGCCGAGCCCUGCCCUCUCGAACCUGCCCGAUAGCCCCAAAUCCUCCCCUGCCCCUCUCGCCGAUGCGCACAGCAUGGGGUCCAUAACACCCUCGGCACCGGCAACACACCCAGUCACCAAUGCCCGAUUCGUCCAUGUCCCUUCUCGUACCCCGGACGUACAGGAGAUCCCGAGGCCAGGGAGUGUUGGCGCGACCCCUCAGGCCGAGAGCCACUCUCCUGCGCCUGGGCAUAUAUUACAGCCUCCGAGUAACCGACUUGAAGCCGGACAGAACACACACGCCCCGAAUGUCAGCCAUGGAGGACCUCCUUCUUCAUCGUCCACCUCCCAUGAACAUGGACCGCCUCCUCCCCCAGCGAAACGACGGCGCACAGAAAACACGCCGUCCAUUCCACCCGCGUACAUGCCGUCCGUUCCACCCGCAUGCAUCCCUCCGCUCAUUCCAACGCUAGAACAAUAUGUUCAGGCUUCAGGGGGGGAACAGGCCCUCGACGGCAGCGUUGAAAAACCGAGGAUCAUGCUGCUCAGGGAGGCAUGCAAGACCGAAGAUACCUUCUUCAUCUUCUUGCACCAGCUGUUUUCCAUGUGGUCUCUCAAGAGGCAGGAUGUCCGUGCGUGUAUACCGCUAAGUCAGUCGACCGUGAAUGAAGCGUUUGCGAUACUCGAAACUGUUCUUAAGAAAAAUCAGCUCAUAUCGCCGCCACACCAGCAGUGGUUCUCCCGGUUUCCUGUUCCUCUGGGACAGUUCGAUCGGUGGAAUAACGGUGGCGUUAUCAUCCAGCAGAUCGCCAGGUUCCUCAGCGCCCUGGUGAAGGAUUACGGAAACCUCGCCAUAGCGGCGAUCCACCGAAAAUACCCCUUUCUAGUGGACGAGCUCUUGAGCCGCUUGAGUUGUUACUCCCCAGUCCUGCAGUAUAUUCUCUUCACUGCCUGUCGAAGGCGGCUAGGUGUGCCAGAUGGCCAAUUUGGCGGCCCAAUGGAGCAGGCGUUUCGGGAAGACCAGCACAGGCACCGCGCUCCCGGCCAGAACAACCAAUUUUUAGUGCCCUUCACCCACGCGGGGGAGAUCGAGCAGCGAAAUUCCGGGCUCAUCCAUUUUUACAGGCAAACAGUCCAGGCGGCAACACGCCAGACCUCAGGCCAGUCUAACCUUCGCUCCCCGCCAAUGCUGAACACAUCCGCUCCCCUCCAACAACAAGCCAGCGCAUCCAUGCAAGGGCAGACACAACCGCCAAACCGCAUGUCUCCGGUGCAUAAUGCACAACAGCACCAAGCUGCCCCCAUUGCUUACUCCGUCCCGAAUUACUUGCCUGCUUUAUACCCGAGUAUGGCCCUGCCGCCAUCGCCUCAAGCACCCACGGCCGCAACAAACCCUUACACCACUCCCCAAACGCCAACCGUAACGGGUCCAACACAGAUGGCAUCGCUGGGUGCUAACACAUCGACAUCUCAUCCGCAGAUACGGAAUGCUCCCCAUUCGAACCCGCAACACCCAGCGGUUAGCAAUGUUUGGGGCCAACAACCACAGCCGGUGCAAUUCGUUUGGCAACAACAACAAGCGCUAAACCAAGGGCAACAACUGCGCGCGCAGCAAGUAAACCAGCAACUAAACCAGCAGCACUAUGUGCAGAACUUGCAAAUCAGCACGUCUAAUCCCGCUCAGGUCAACCCCCAGCCCAUGACGCAGUCGCCAGUUAGCAACGCGCCGUCUUACCGUACGACUCAUCCCGCGCAAAGCCCCCGGUUGCAGCAGAUACGGCCUAGCCCUUGGAUGCUGCAACAGAUACAAACCUCAAUGUCUCCGACAGGUUUUGUCGCCGGUGUGGCGCACCCUGGGUCAACCCCGACUGCUCAGUCCCCAACGCACCAGAUCCAGCGAGGUGCGCAGCAACGGCAGCGAACUGUGACGGCGAACGACCGCCUGCUGCCGCCCAAGGGCGCAAUGAUCGGGCGGACGGAGUGGCCGCACGAACCGGCGGAUCGAAAAUCGGUCAUGAUGUCGCUGCACCAAGCCCAUGUCCGCAGUCCGAAGCGGGUCAUCAAGGACGGCGAGACGGAACGAUUCUACCAAUCUGUGAAAUCACUCUCGGUUGCGCCGACUCCCGUGGCUCCCAAGAAGACCAUGUACGAGUUCCGGUUCGAUGUGACGGAGGAGCAGUUUGCCCUCGUAGCGGCCAAGUCGAAGAACCCCACAGCCCUUCUGCCGGUAGUUGAGCACUUUAACGGCGCGCUCCGAUGGCGAAUCCGGUGCUGCGUAGUUCGAGGCCCGAACGGACCGCUUAGGGAAGAAGAGUGGGUAGGAUUGGAGAUGGACUGGCCAGCGUACAUUCACAUGACGCUCAACAACAAGGCGCUCGACAUACGCAGGCAACGGCACAAUGGGAAAGAUCAACCUACGGAGAUCACUGACUAUAUCGUCUGUGGUACCAACGUGCUCUUGGUUGCUAUACACGGCCCGCAGGGUGAGCAGGUUAAAAACCGCCACCUAGCUGUGGAGAUGCUCGAGACACUCAGCCAUUCCAGCGCAGUCAGGGACGUCUGGGCGCGGGGCGUAACGCCCGAAGAACAGACGCUAAAGACUAUCAAGCGGCGCUUGACCUCAUCGCUUGACGACGAAGUCUCUUUCGAGGCGCCUGAUCUGCCGAUCGACCUUGCCGACCCCUUCAGCUCGACCAUCUUCAAGAUCCCCGCGCGUGGCGCCACGUGCACGCACAUGGAGUGCUUCGACCUCGAGAACUGGUUGAACACGCGGCCGUCAAAAACACCAGUCAAGUGCCCUCAUCGGCAGGUAGAGUGCGACUGCCGGGACCCCGGCGAGCCGUCAAACCCCGAUAAGUGGCGCUGCCCGAUCUGCUCCAAGGACGCACGGCCGUACAGUCUGCGGAUCGACGGGUUCUUGCUCAACGUCAGGACGCAGCUGGAGGAAGAAGGCAGGCUGCACACCAAGUGCUUGCGUGUGAAGGCGGACGGGAGCUGGUCCGUUGUGCUCGAGGCGGACGAUGACGGGGAGAGUGACGAGGAAGAGCGGCAUGGGUCGCGGCCCGCGGCUACCGCCAAGGGCAAGGCGGUGCAGGUACCUACCGCGCCGAGGCGAGAGGUGGAGGUUAUCGAGAUUGACUAG
Chaetomium fimeti is the source of this 3159-nucleotide messenger RNA. RefSeq lists its product as uncharacterized. The coding region runs from base 112 to 3159 and encodes 1015 amino acids. Lineage: Eukaryota; Fungi; Ascomycota; Sordariomycetes; Sordariales; Chaetomiaceae. The record is from RefSeq and is a predicted model, not a curated record. The transcript has 2 exons. Gene Ontology annotation, biological process: protein sumoylation. Gene Ontology annotation, molecular function: zinc ion binding; SUMO ligase activity. Gene Ontology annotation, cellular component: chromatin.